AUGCCUAGUGACCUAGGAUCUUCGAAGGCUUUUGAUGAGCUAGAAGCUUUAAGGGCAGAAAACGCUGCUCUUAAGCAGCAGCUAAGUGCCCAAAACCAGCUUCCCAUGUCACUGGAAGAAUUCAAGAGAUAUGGUCGGCAAAUGAUCGUAGAAGAUACUGGGGGAGUUGCGGGACAACUCAAACUGCGCGGCAGUAAGGUUCUCGUUAUUGGUGCUGGCGGCCUCGGGUGCCCUUGUUUGCCGUAUUUAGCUGGUGCUGGUGUGGGACAAAUAGGAAUUGUAGACAAUGAUGUUGUCGAAACUUCAAAUUUGCAUAGACAAGUGCUGCACGAUUCGAGCAAAGUCGGUAUGCUAAAGUGCGAGUCUGCGAAGGAAGUCCUGCUGAAACUUAAUCCCCAUGUCACGAUCGAUACAUAUCCAGUAAGGCUCAAUUACAGCAACGCUUUCGAUAUUUUCCAACACUACGACAUUGUUCUCGAUUGCACAGAUACGCCGUUGACAAGAUACUUGAUUUCGGAUGUUGCAGUUAAUCUCAGAAUGACUGUAGUUUCCGCUUCUGGUCUUGGAUCUGAGGGCCAAUUGUCGAUCUUGAAUUUCAAAGAUGUGGGCCCUUGUUAUAGAUGCUUCUACCCCGUUCCUCCACCUCCAAACGCUGUUUCCUCCUGUCAGGAAGGGGGUGUCAUCGGUCCCUGCAUAGGUCUCGUGGGUGUGAUGAUGGCGAUCGAGACUAUUAAAAUAAUACUUGACAUCUACACAUUAGACAACUUCCAACCAUUUUUGAUGCAGUAUUCUGGAUUUCCCGUACAAACUUUACGCACCUUUAAAAUGAGAGGCAGGCAAACAUCUUGCAAAGCCUGUGGCGACAAUCGAACCAUUAGCCGAAAGGCUAUCGAGGCAGGAGAUGUUGAUUAUGAGCUCUUCUGCGGAAAAAGAAAGUAUGAUGUGUGUUCUUCGAAGGAGCGGAUUUCUGUAAAAGAAUUGGAAACCUCUUACCUGUCUCCAGGUGAGUUGAAUCACAUACUUCUCGACGUAAGACCACAUCAUCAUUACAACAUAUCACACUUGCCUAAUACUUAUAACCUGACUGUGAAAGAAUUAAGAGAUAUGGAAGGAGACAUUACACGUUUACAAAGUUGCAUUCCUACGGUUCAUCGUCAAAGUGAAGUCUUGGUUAUAUGUAGACAUGGUAACGACUCCCAGCUAGCUACCAGACUACUCAAGGACCAGUUUAACAUCACCAAUGUGAGGGAUGUUCGAGGGGGAUUCUUCAAAUACAUCGACGACAUGAACCCCUCACUUCCAAAGUAUUAA
Molecule: messenger RNA, 1311 nt
Organism: Lachancea nothofagi CBS 11611
Lineage: Eukaryota; Fungi; Ascomycota; Saccharomycetes; Saccharomycetales; Saccharomycetaceae
Source: the annotation of a GenBank genome assembly